Molecule: messenger RNA, 438 nt
Organism: Phaeodactylum tricornutum CCAP 1055/1
Lineage: Eukaryota; Bacillariophyta; Bacillariophyceae; Surirellales; Neidiaceae
Gene: CYCP6
Exons: 2
Biological process (GO): regulation of cyclin-dependent protein serine/threonine kinase activity
Molecular function (GO): protein kinase binding
Source: RefSeq, a predicted model, not a curated record
AUCGUUCAGGUGCUUGCUGCUGUUCUGGACCGAUUGGUCAUUCAGAAUGCCUCGAUCGCCAUGGGCGAUCCGGGACAGGUAACGAAGUUUCACGCAAUGAAAGCUCCCGGCAUCGGUGUGCUUCAAUAUUUAGAACGGAUUCACAAGUAUGCCUCGUGCUCGAGCGAAUGCUUCAUCUUGGCUCUUAUUUACAUCGACCGGUUGAUUCAACGAAACAACUUUCUUCUCACGGAUUUGAACGUGCACCGUGUGGUGAUCACAGCCGUAUUACUGGCAGCGAAGUUUUUUGACGAUGCGUACUACAACAAUGCUUACUACGCCAAGAUCGGAGGUGUUUUAGUGUCUGAGAUCAAUGGAUUGGAAGUGGAUUUUCUCUUCCGGAUCAACUUUAGUUUGCACGUGACCCCUGAUGUGUUUGACAAGUACCGUGCUCAACUU